Molecule: messenger RNA, 777 nt
Organism: Prunus armeniaca (apricot)
Lineage: Eukaryota; Viridiplantae; Streptophyta; Magnoliopsida; Rosales; Rosaceae
Source: the annotation of a GenBank genome assembly
AUGGCCAAGCUCUGCAAAUCAAUAACAAAUUCAGCCAUAACAAGGUUAGCGAUAGCUGCUUGUGAGGCUGAGAGAGAAAGUGAGAGACUCACUGGUUAUGUUCCAGAGCCGUGCUGCAUAACCCCACACUCUCCAAGAUGUUACAAGAAUCAAACCCUAGCUUUCACCCACUCUCAAUUCUUCUCUUCUAAGUCAUUUUUAAGGUUAAAGAAGCAGUCUUUGGUCUCAGCUCUUCAAAUUAAUAAGAGGCAGAGGACUCGGAGGUAUCGCUCUGUUCCUGUUGUGUUCGCUGCACAGUCCAAUUUCUUAAAAGGUUGCAUUGCAAAUAUUCCAUAUGUCUUCCGUCUAUUGGAUGUUGUACAAACAGUUUGGAAGGUUGGGAGAGAUGGAAUUGAGGCAGGAACCAAUCUUGUCCUGGAUUCUGUGCCAAGAUCAAUUGCAAGGGUUUCUUUGACAGUAGUUGCAUUGGCUCUUUCAUUCUUUGUACUCAAGUCUUUACUGUCUACAGUUUUCUUUGUGCUGGCUACGAUGGGACUUGUGUACUUUACAUUUAUAGCUUUGAAUAAGGAUGAAGGACCAAAGGGGGGUGGAGGCACCACCUCUACACCAAAGGAGGAGGGGAUGGAGGACAGUUUAGAAGAAGCCAGAAGAAUCAUGGAGAAGUUAAAGAAGCAGUCUUUGGUCUCAGCUCUUCAAAUUAAUAAGAGGCAGAGGACUCGGAGGUAUCGCUCUGUUCCUGUUGUGUUCGCUGCACAGUCCAAUUUCUUAAAAGGUUAG